UCUAUUUUACGCGCCAAUUCGUUGGGAUAUCCGUUGCGUAGAUUCCAUUUUCAACUGGACUUCCGUUGUAUUUCCCUAUUACCUCGCUUAGCUUCCAAUGGUGAAUCUAGAAUGUUGUAGACAAUCUCUAUCUUCCUCUUCCUUCAAUUCUGGUAUGGAGAGGCUGCACAGGGUUAUAUUUCCACACCAUAUGUUGUUGUUGUUGUUGGGACUUUUUUGGUGGAUAGGAGACAGUAGAUGGCCUUGAUUAGCGAAUUAAACGCAAUGGAGACUCUGCCUGACCUCUAUCCCCUGACAAGUUUGCAAAUUGGGGAUAUACAGUCUUAUAUUUCACGGGCAUUUUUAUAUUUUGCCCCCAGUAGUCACAAGUUUCUCAUUUUAGUUGAUAACCAGCCAUGGGUUAUGAGCAAGCACUCAAGAUCAACACGCAUAUGGCAUAUAAUUGUCACGAAGUACAGAAUGUCUCCUUUUACAAAUACAAGGACCCUUAACCGAAUUCGAAGUUUAACAAACAAAGCCUGCAGCAUUAUGUCCCCCAGACAUAAAAAGAAGAUGCUCUACAGAUGGCCCUCUGUCAUAAAUGUGGCACGGUGGCCAGAGAAGUCACUGGUCAACUUGAUGAAUUCAUGUAAAAAUCUGCAUGGUUUCUUUGUGUUUGAAGUAGCAUGGAAGGAUGUCCGUGGUAUCAACUAUUUUAAUGAGCUUCAGACAGACACAUCCCUUGCUUUAGAAGUGAAAUCGAUGAGAAAGUGGGAGUUCAACAGCAUCAACCAUGCCCUGAGUUGUAUAUCAUUAUGGUUCUCAGGCACGCCAUCAGAGAUGAAAUCACUCCAUAGCAAUCUAAACGACUUGUUUGAUGAAGAACCCCACUCUGGUUGCUGUCAGGAAUUCUCUGUUGCUCCUAAACAAAUACUCUUCAAUUGUGCAUCCUCAUUUGAUGUUCUUUCUGAUGAUGUAUUUUUUGAUGUUGGCGAAUGUCAAGUUGAAGAAGAUAAUAACUCUGAUUGUAGUGCUUCAAGUGAGGACCAAGGAAGCCUGAAUGGAGGACUUAGUAAGGAUCAACAGGUGGAGGAUUGCAGUGAUGAAAACAAAGGUACAGGAAUGAAGGUGGAAUUUGAUGUUGCAUCUACAGUAUACAGGGAUAAUUUACUUUUGCUCCGGUUCAGUAACAGAGACCUUCCAUUCAAACUGAGGCAAAUAAUCACAUCUGAUUUGAGACUUCUUACUUUGCUCGAGUCGGGGCUCCCAGCAUGGGUUAUCUUCUUACAAUCCUAUCCAUUAUUCUGCCAGUUCUACCGCCCAUGGAUGCGGCCUUUGGUGAGAACUCUCUAUAUCUUAAUUUCACUCAUAACUGUGAUCAUUGGCUUUUAUGAUCUCUACAAGAACAUACCCAUCUUGAAGGAAACUUUAUCCCACCUCUGUGGACCCCUCUUUAAGUGGGUAGAAGCCUGGGAUAUGAUAUCUAGGAUUAGGUAUCUGGGGACAAUGUUGUUUCUUCAAAACUUUGAGAAGGCCGUUAAGUGGUUUCUUGUGAUGGUGCGGACAAUCAGAGUACUAGUCUCACUGCUCAUGAAACCCUUGAUGAACGCACUUAUGGAGAUCAUUGAGUUCAUGUCACCGGCAUGGAGUAUAGGAGCGCCAUUGUGUUCUACAGUAUGGGAAAUGCUGCAGUCCUGGUACAGCAUAAUCGUUGAUUUGGUCAAGGUUCUGCUGUCCCCAUUCGGGCUUCUUUAUUCAUUUAUAUUGACCAUAGUUACAUCAGUUUAUCCAGUCAUUAAUUCCAUCUGGGAACUAUUGCUUGCUCCAAUUCGGCUAAGUCUCACAGUGGCCAAUUACGUGGCUUUUUUGUCCUCUAAUCUUUAUGACUUUCUCAAAGGAUUUUUGACUUCUUCUAGUAGCCUGGCUCAGCUUACAAAAUUUUCUUGGUCAAAGCCUAAUUCGUCUGAGAUCUCAGUUUGGCAUGGUCUUUGGAAGGAUCUCAUCUCAAAGGUCUUUCGAGCCCUUCGAAGUGUUAUCUAUGGUCUUGUUGCUUUCUUCACAGCAUGUAACCGCCAUAGGCUAAGCAUAUACAACCACAUGAGAGUAUUUUUAUUGCAACUCUCUCGCCUUCUUCGAUUAGGGCAUUAUGAUUGUCAUUGUCAGAAAAAACUGGAAGACGAAUACCUACUUGCGGAUCACUCCAAAGAAUGCAACCGUUGCAAAUAAGUGGAUACAUAAACCUUGAAUGUUAGACUAGAUGGGAAAGAUUAGAACACUUGACCAAUGGCAGUGAUGUGUUCCAGUAAUAUAAUUACUUGUUCUUGUAUAUUCUGCACAGAUUACUUGUUCUUGUAUAUUCUGUACAGAAUUAUCCAAGGUUCUAUCUAGUCUUAUAGAUCAGAAAUUUUGAC
Molecule: messenger RNA, 2390 nt
Organism: Macadamia integrifolia
Lineage: Eukaryota; Viridiplantae; Streptophyta; Magnoliopsida; Proteales; Proteaceae
Exons: 9
Coding region: 238-2205 (655 amino acids)
Source: RefSeq, a predicted model, not a curated record